Molecule: messenger RNA, 2537 nt
Organism: Arabidopsis lyrata subsp. lyrata
Lineage: Eukaryota; Viridiplantae; Streptophyta; Magnoliopsida; Brassicales; Brassicaceae
Product: dynactin, 150 kDa isoform
Exons: 3
Coding region: 420-2405 (661 amino acids)
Source: RefSeq, a predicted model, not a curated record
GAAAAAGAAGAGUCCCAAAUUCCAACUACAUUCCUCAGGGAAGCCAAAGUGGCCUUCUAAGCCAAAUUUUUUUUAAAAAACCCUUUUUUCUCUCUUAAAGAAAAUAAAAACUAUCAACCUCAACAUCCAAUCCUAAAGUUAAACUCUUGAGUUUCAGAUCAAGACAAACUUUAGAUCUUUUCUUAUUCUUUUUUCUUUUUCAUUUUGGUUAAUUUUUUGACACAAACGAGGUAAGCACAAGAAGAAGAAGAUAGAUUUUGAGUUCAAAUCAGAUUAGUUGAGAAGACAGAAGAAGAUAAGAAAAGAGAAAAGGAGUGACUUUUGUUUUUGAUGCAUGGUGAAGAAGAAGAAGAAGAAUAGUGAGUGAGAGAAGAAAGACCCAUUUUUUUUCAUUUUUCAGACAGAGAGUACUUUAAGAAAUGGGUUGUUGUCAGUCAAGAAUAGAUAGCAAAGAGAUAGUGUCUCGUUGUAAAGCAAGGAAGAGAUACUUGAAACAUCUUGUUAAAGCUAGACAAACUCUCUCUGUUUCUCACGCGCUUUAUCUCCGUUCUCUACGCGCCGUCGGCUCUUCCCUUGUUCACUUCUCUUCCAAAGAAACUCCUCUUCACCUCCACCACAACCCUCCGUCCCCAUCUCCUCCUCCUCCUCCGCCGCCGCGUCCUCCUCCUCCUCCUCUAAGCCCUGGCUCCGAAACUACCACAUGGACCACCACCACCACUUCCUCUGCUCUUCCGCCUCCUCCUCCUCCGCCACCUCCACCUCCUCCGCCUUCUUCUACAUGGGACUUCUGGGAUCCGUUUAUACCGCCGCCUCCUUCUUCCUCCGAGGAAGAGUGGGAGGAGGAAACAACCACCGCAACAAGAACCGCAACAGGAACCGGAACUGGCUCUGACGCUGCUGUGACGACGGCUCCGACGACAGCUACUCCUCAAGCUUCGUCUGUAGUGAGUGGAUUCUCUAAAGAUACAAUGACGACGACGACGACGGGAAGUGAGUUAGCAGUUGUGGUGUCGAGGAAUGGUAAAGAUCUUAUGGAGAUUAUCAAAGAAGUCGAUGAAUAUUUUCUUAAAGCUGCAGAUUCUGGUGCACCUCUCUCUUCUCUCCUUGAAAUCUCAACCUCUAUCACUGACUUUACCAAAUCAGGUAACAAUCAAGCUCUUCUUCGUAAUGAUUACUACAGGUGCCUGAGUGAUUUUGAUUUGUGUCUGUCUUCAGGGAAAAUGUAUAGUAACUACGAAUGUAAUCUGAAUCCGACGUCGUUUUGGACAAGAGCAUUUGCUCUUCCUAAGUUGAAUGAAUACAGCAACGCAGGAGGAGUAAUUGGAGGGAAUUGCAUUGUUGGUAGCCAUUCCUCUACAGUGGAUAGACUCUAUGCUUGGGAGAAGAAGCUUUAUCAGGAGGUCAAGAAUGCAGAGAGCAUAAAGAUGGAGCAUGAGAAGAAAGUGGAGCAAGUGAGGAGGCUUGAGAUGAAGAGAGCUGAGUAUGUCAAGACUGAGAAGGCUAAGAAAGACGUCGAGAAGUUAGAAUCUCAGCUCUCAGUAUCUUCACAAGCCAUCCAGAGCGCUUCUAACGAGAUCAUCAAGCUCAGAGAGACCGAGCUUUAUCCUCAGCUCGUAGAGCUUGUUAAAGGGCUGAUGUGCAUGUGGAGGAGUAUGUACGAGAGCCACCAGGUUCAAACCCAUAUUGUUCAGCAGCUUAAGUACCUUAACACCAUCCCCUCCACUGAACCCACAUCCGAGCUUCACCGACAAUCAACUCUUCAGCUUGAGCUCGAGGUCCAACAAUGGCAUCACUCUUUCUGCAACUUGGUCAAAGCUCAGCGUGACUACAUCCAAUCUCUCACGGGUUGGCUCAGGUUAAGUCUGUUCCAGUUCAGCAAGAAUCCGCUUGUUAGGAGUAGCUACGAGUCAAAAAUCUACAGUUUCUGCGAGGAAUGGCAUUUGGCUAUUGAUCGGAUCCCUGAUAAAGUAGCAUCUGAAGGGAUCAAAAGCUUUUUAACCGCAGUCCAUGGAAUUGUGGCUCAACAAGCGGACGAGCAUAAGCAGAAGAAGAGAACAGAAUCCAUGUUAAAAGAUUUUGAGAAGAAAUCGGCUGCGCUGAGAGCGCUGGAGAGCAAGUAUAGUCCAUACUCGGUGCCUGAGAGCAGGAAAAAGAACCCGGUGAUAGAGAAGAGAGUAAAGGUUGAGAUGCUAAAAGGAAAAGCAGAAGAAGAGAAAAGUAAGCAUGAGAAGUCAGUGAGCGUGACUAGAGCCAUGACGCUAAAUAACUUGCAGAUGGGAUUCCCUCAUGUGUUUCAGGCAAUGGUUGGGUUUUCAAGUGUGUGUAUGCAAGCCUUUGAGUCUGUGUACAACCAAGCUAAGAGCAUCGGUGAGGAUCAAGAGGAGGUCAAGAGGUUGCUUCCUUAAGGAGAGAAAGACAAAUCAAACAAAUUGUUUCACCAUGUUUUUGCUUUGAUCCUAGCCAAAUCUUUUGGUAAAAUGUUAGGUUGAGUUUAUGCUAUUUUCGAAAAUGAAAUUGGUUAAAGACUUUUCAUUGAA